Messenger RNA from Penicillium pulvis, 1029 nucleotides. RefSeq lists its product as uncharacterized. NCBI's taxonomy places the organism in Eukaryota, Fungi, Ascomycota, Eurotiomycetes, Eurotiales, Aspergillaceae. The coding region runs from base 1 to 1029 and encodes 342 amino acids. The transcript is spliced from 7 exons. The record is from RefSeq and is a predicted model, not a curated record.
AUGUCCGAUGAAAGCGAUAUCGGGGCCCCGGCCCUCGGUGUAUGCUGGGCACUCGCUACCAUUGCCUUGAUCGUGACGAUUGCCAGAAUUUAUACACAGGCGCGGAUCACGCGUAAACUUGGGCUUAGUGACGCGAUGUUGGCCUUAUCCACUUGCAUUGUUUUGACCUUCGCAUCCCUGAUCACCGUGCAAUACCACUACGGUUGGGGUCGACAUCAGCAGACGCUUACCACACACCAGCGCAUCGAAGCCCUUAAAUACAAUUCGAUAGGCCAGACUUUUGGAGUCUUGGGCUCUACUUUUGGCCGUCUAUCAACCAUUGCGACUAUGUUUACACUCUUUGGAAUCAACCGUAAAUUGCGGCGAGGACUCUGGACAAUAUUUGCGGCACAAUUGAUUACCAACGGUGCCGUUGUGGUGUGUUUAUAUGCCCAAUGCACUAAUGUUGUCUUGCUUUGGGAUUCGAGUGUAUCUGGUACAUGUUGGAAUGCGGAUGUGCAGACUUAUCUUGGAUAUGCGCACUCGGCUUUCAAUGGUUGUACUGAUCUCUUCUUGACCUUCUUCCCGGCGUACAUGAUUCGCAAUUUGCAGAUGAACCGAUGGACAAAGCUCGGCGUGGGCAUCCUCUUGGGGUUGAGUAUUCUUGCUGUCAUUGCCGUUGUAAUGAAGAUUGUUAAUCUCGAAGCCCUAGCGAAUAGGGGCGACUAUACCUACAACACGGUUGCUCUAUUCACUUGGAUCUUAGCCGAAGCCGUCCUUCUCAACAUUGCCGCGUCGGCCCCUGUUCUCCGUCCACUGUACAAAAGGCUUAUGAAAAACGAAUCUCGCAAUUACUCCUAUGAGAUGAACAGCCACGAGGUUGUAAGGAGCCACGUCUUACGCAGCCAAGGAGGCAUCAAGUCCAAUGAUUCUGCAAGUGACAAGGCCGCCAUUCUGGUCAAAGACCAGUCGCUGCAGGACAGCUACUAUCAUAUCACCGUGAAGCAGUCGUACUCGGUAACUAUGGCUGAAUCAAGAACUUCAGGCUAA